Tarenaya hassleriana is the source of this 515-nucleotide messenger RNA. Its product is annotated as NADH dehydrogenase [ubiquinone] 1 alpha subcomplex subunit 1. The record is from RefSeq and is a predicted model, not a curated record. Bases 31 to 216 code for a protein of 61 amino acids. The transcript has 3 exons. NCBI's taxonomy places the organism in Eukaryota, Viridiplantae, Streptophyta, Magnoliopsida, Brassicales, Cleomaceae.
GUCGCCUCUUCAUUGGAUCGAAAUCGGGAAAUGGCGUUGGUGUGGCUCGAAGCGGCUCUGCCUCUCGGAAUCAUUGCGGGAAUGCUAUGCAUUAUGGGAAAUUCUCAGUACUACAUCCACAAGGCUUACCAUGGACGGCCGAAGCACAUCGGUCACGACGAGUGGGAUGUUGCCAUGGAGAGACGCGACAAGAAGGUUUUGGACAAAUCCUCUUGAUCCCCUUCCCAGCCUAUUUAGUGCAGGGACUUGAGGUUGGCAAUAUCAGUAACUAAUAAAGAGCUUUCCAGAGAGCUGUGUCUUGUUGAAAAAGAUGCUGGAGGGUCUAUAUGUGUCCUUCCCAUUUGACUUUCCUUUGGUAUGUGAUUUUGGAUAAAGCUUUUCGGCUACAAGAGGCCCUUUUCUCCUGUAAAAGUUUGUUGAUUUGUACGAGGUUAUUUUUUCUUAUAAUUGCUGAUUAUUGUGCUUGCUAAGGUAGCAAGGUUAACUGAAACUGAAAUUCACUCUCGUUUUGUGAA